AUGAUUAUCCCUAUAAACGUCUCUUUACCGACCUCCAUCUCCGAGUCCGACAGAUCUAGGCCAAAACUCCCCCCGAGACUCGUCAAGCUAGGGGACGCGAACUCAGACGAACUGGUGCUCAUUGAGCUCCAGGGCGAGCUGGAGACGGAGGGCGUCAAAGACAACCAGGUCGUUGGCACGCUCAAGCUCGAUGAGAAUGACAAACCAACGCUCAUGAUCGGCUACCAUCUCCUGGAAGGCAAGCUCGUGAACCUUUCUAAACCCCUUGCGGUACUCCAUCUCCCCGGAGCCGAUGCGCGUCCGUCUAUGCCCAGUGGUGCAGCUAUGGAUGUGGACUCCGAAUCGAACCAUAGCAAAGAAGGUGUUGCGUGGAACAUGGUUGCGAUUGUCAAGCGCAAGAUCGUCUUCUCCAAACGGCCCAUGCCCAUCGUUGGUCUUGGUAGUUCGGCGUCUUCUACGCCCGCCUCUGUCAAGGCGAAGUAG
Messenger RNA from Punctularia strigosozonata HHB-11173 SS5, 483 nucleotides. RefSeq lists its product as uncharacterized. NCBI's taxonomy places the organism in Eukaryota, Fungi, Basidiomycota, Agaricomycetes, Corticiales, Punctulariaceae. Gene Ontology annotation, cellular component: Ctf18 RFC-like complex. The transcript has 2 exons. Gene Ontology annotation, biological process: mitotic sister chromatid cohesion. The record is from RefSeq and is a predicted model, not a curated record. The coding region runs from base 1 to 483 and encodes 160 amino acids.